This is a messenger RNA of Rodentolepis nana, 2655 nucleotides long. The record is from the annotation of a GenBank genome assembly. NCBI's taxonomy places the organism in Eukaryota, Metazoa, Platyhelminthes, Cestoda, Cyclophyllidea, Hymenolepididae.
AUGUCCAUUUCGGAACCGGAAUCCCAUCCAGCUUUCUAUCAUUCCAAAAAGAGGAUAUGGGACUUUCCCAUCACCUCUGCACCCUCAGGCUUGGGAAAAUCUUCAUGGCGUUCGAAAUUCAAUAUUUACUGUGUUGGUGGGUUCGACAGUCUUUGGAAAGUGUGGUAUGCUGCUUUCAUAGGCAUAUCCACUUCAAUUCUCUUCUGGCUAGCGAUUGUCCGGUAUCAAGUGUUCAAAUCUCAGUCACUUCAUCCCAGAUUUGGUCUGGAAUGGAACUGGGGAUUGCCACUUAAUCUUCAAGUGGCAUGCUUAGUGAUCGUGAUCACACUUUUCCCCCUAAUGGUAUACGCAGCGGUUUCACGCGUUGGCCACUCAGCUAAUGAUGGAAUAGUUCUUGGACGAGAUUGUUUGCACCUUCAUGCAAUGCUCGCACAACUUCCAUGUUUUCGUCUAGCUCAGAGAUCAGCAGAUCCCGAAGCUGCAGAACGUCUGCGAGCUCGUAUAGCAAGAUCCACUCAGUCACUGAAUGAGACCUCCCAUUCACCGGAUUUUGAAUCCUUCAUCAUUCAAGAACGUAGGGAUGCUCUUGAACACCCCGGAUGGUGUGCUGCAACCAGAAGGCAAUUGAGACCUUUUGCUUGUCUCAUUCAUGUCAUUAUUUCCUUCGCUCUUCUGCUUCCUAUAGCGGUUUUCGAAGCUGAACAAAUCAGGAAUGAAGCCAUGCCUCCUAAAUAUGUCUGGCAUUCCAAUCUCGACUGGUUGCUGAAUAGUUUGCUCGGUUCUAGAGGAGUGGAUUUGACAGCUUUAAAUAUUUCAGUCUCAGCUGAAGAUCCAGAUCAAAUUCAAUUAGAGAUGGUGUCAGGACAUGGAAGCCAGGAGACGAAGGUGAGACUGACAACUAACCCAUACCCAUCAAUUCCUCCUGACUUCAGUCCUGAAUACCUUCUUCUUGCUACUGCAUUUACUUUUCUAAUGGUCCGCUUUGCUGCUCCCUUCUGGUUUACCAGUAGAUCAUUUUCGGGACUCUUAUCAGUGUAUACUUUUAUAAGUGGUUGCUAUGUACUUCUAGAAUCCGCUGCAAUGGAACUACUGAUAAAAAUCUACACAGCUGGUGCACGGGACACCUCUGGUCAUCGAAUCGAUAUCAUUCCAAAUGGUUCUCAACUAGUAACCACUUGGAUUUGUGUUAUAACAAGUGCUAUUGGCUUUUUGGCUCUAAUAGCUGGACUAAUUGCCUUUUAUUCUUUUGGUGAACUACUUUUCCAACGAGCAGUAACCAAUUAUGCGAACCUUAUUAUGGCUGGAGAAUUUGAUAUUAUGAAACAUCGAGAUACGGUGUUGAGAGAGGAUAAGGCUUCCACCAUCAUGGAAGAGACUCUAGUCGAAGAAAAUGAUCUAUUGGGACCUAGUGUUAUUGCUGUGACAACAAAAAUUUGGCGACCAGUUCGUAAGUCCCCGAGUGCUCUAGGAAAUGCGUCAUCUCGAAUUGUAGCUUCAUCUGCUCUGUCAGCGAGUAAUGACACUCUCCGUUCCAAAACUGGAAGUACUCGUGGCACCCCAACAAAAAUCAUAGGAAAAUCGAAAAAUAUGAAGUCAUCAAUUACGUUCUGGCCUUCUCUCAUCUCCGCACUAUCAUUUGGAUGCCUGGCCUUUACAAGAAGCUGUCUAUUCGGUCCAAUGUUGCAGUGCUACUGGCAUACUAAAAUUAAGCUCCCUCUAAUUUAUGUCAUCUUCUCAAUACUUUAUCUCAUCCUUUGGCUUGUAUUGUGGUUUGGCAUGACCGUAAAAACAGCCUGGAGAUUCCGAUUGCUUCAUAUGCCUGUUCCAAACAACAGUAGGUAUCGAUUCACGUCACCAAAGUCUCGAACACACGCUGAGCGUAUGGGUCUAGCAGCUUCUCAAUUCGCUCCGUGGCCAUUGAUGAAUAAUCCAGCUGCUGCUCAGCUUGGAGCAAGCUAUUUCUGGCCUUGGUUGCAAUAUCAAAAUGGCUUCAUACCGCCUCAGAAUGGAAGCCUUGCUUUCGGUGCCUCUCCUACGCCCUUCGAAGGUACCUAUGUUGGUGAAGUGGUUCCAAAUGGAAUUAACUCAAUGUAUGAAUGCUAUAAUGAAAAUCGUCCGGCUAAUCCAGGAGGUCUACUUCGGGAUGGUCCACCCACACUUUCAGAUGAGUCUGACAACGUCAUUCAGUUGGAAUAUGAUCGACCUUCCAACUUUGGUUUCUUGCAAAAGGGAGCAGGACUAGUGACCAUUUGUGAUGGAGACAAACAAUCAGAAGAAUCUUACCAACCGUACAAGAAACAUGGCACUGAUCCAGCCUACGUGAGUUUGGCAUCGCUAGGUCGAACUGGAAGUCCUCAACGAUCGACGCAUGGAGGAUCCCGAAGAGGUGUCUUAGGAGCUCGAGUGACCUUCAAAGCUGAUGAUGAAAAUGGUGGCAAUGAGGGCAAUAAUGCAAGCAGUGACAGCGGAGUAUGCACGAAUGGAAGUGGCAGUCGUAUUGUGGGAAGACUGAAUCUUUCAAAUCAUCCCCUUUUCAUUGGGGCUACAGAUCGUGCAGGUAGUCCUGGUGGCUUCAUCAAUUCCACAAUUAAUGAAAAUCCCAUGAAUGGCCCAGUUAGAUUGGAGAGUGAUGAACGACUUUGCAGUCAAGUUUAG